AUGGAGAUCCUCACGCUUACCAUUACCCUAUCCGGUCUCAUCCUGGCGACGCUCUGCUCCGCAGUGCCCCCGGCCAUGCUGCCAGCCUGCACACGCUCCAACAACGGCCUCACCGUCUGCGGCUCCAGUCCCAGCUCCCGCAACGACAUCUUCAAGUGCAACAACCUAGCCUGGGACCUGCUUGACAGCUGCACUGCUCCCAAUUCCGUAUGUGAAAACGGCACUUGCACGCUUCCAUCUGUGUCUUGCGGAGAAGAUGGCGAAACCAAAUGCAGCACCACCACCACUACUACUACUACUACUACUACUACUACUACUACUACUAUCCCCGCCGCCGCCAUCCCCAUGUUGCAGCCCGGAAAGCAGCAGGUUCUCGACUCCUCUUCCUCCUCCGGCAGCGAUAUGACUCCACACCGCAUUUCCCCCCGGGACUUGUCAACGUCAGAAUCAGAUUCAGACACGCUGACGACCGAGGGCUGCAAAGAGGGCCAGCUCAAGUGCAUGGCUGCCGAUGCCCAUGGCCGCAGUGGCGCCGUCUACAAGUGCAAUAGCAUUGGCUUGUGGAAAAUGAUUCAGGAUUGCUCGCAGUAUGAGAGCGCCGCCACCAACACAGCCCUCGCGGGCGCCAAAGCCGGUGCGCAACCCUACAACUGCGGACGAUGCAGCGACCUGAGCGGCAAGCCCUCAGACAUGGUUCUCGGCGUGUGCACGAACGCGCAUCCCAACGACACAGGCGUCAAGUAUCUUGCGUGCAACAAUCAGUGGUGUGGCCUUUGUAUGGUGUUUGCGUGA
Molecule: messenger RNA, 792 nt
Organism: Exserohilum turcica Et28A
Lineage: Eukaryota; Fungi; Ascomycota; Dothideomycetes; Pleosporales; Pleosporaceae
Exons: 2
Coding region: 1-792 (263 amino acids)
Source: RefSeq, a predicted model, not a curated record